Messenger RNA from Austrofundulus limnaeus, 3791 nucleotides. It is a transcript of the gene brip1, whose product is annotated as BRCA1 interacting helicase 1. Gene Ontology annotation, molecular function: hydrolase activity, acting on acid anhydrides, in phosphorus-containing anhydrides; ATP binding; DNA helicase activity. Gene Ontology annotation, biological process: double-strand break repair involved in meiotic recombination; nucleotide-excision repair. Lineage: Eukaryota; Metazoa; Chordata; Actinopteri; Cyprinodontiformes; Rivulidae. Gene Ontology annotation, cellular component: nucleus. The record is from RefSeq and is a predicted model, not a curated record.
CUAAACUGCAGGAACAAACUGGCUCCACGGGAGACAAAAGUCAGUCCAGUAAAAACCCAGYUAAGAAGUCAGAACCUCCCAGCCCGUGUCAGUGUGUGUGUCACAGCAAGGCAGCGACGGGCCAACCAGAUGUUGUGGAUCUGACUGCAUCGCCCUGCAAGGACCCUGUGCAGACCCCACCCACAGCACCAGACCAUGCUUCAUUACCAGAAGAGUCUCAAAAUAAAGCAACUUUAGCGUCCCGUCUGUCUGAAAAGUUUCAAGCUUCUCUGGGUUCUCAGUCCGACCAAGAUGGUGACUUUCGAACAGACAGGAAACGCCUUCGUCCUGCAGAGCACAAGAGCCAUAAGAAGCAGCGUCUACAGAUGGGAGUUAUCUUCAUAGAUGAUGAAGAACCUGUGUUGGAAAAGGAGCCUUCAGGUGCUGAGAGGACAGGUGGAGCAGAUGGGUUGUCCUCAUCAUGCCAUGUCUCUGAACCCUGCACCCACUGCUCAUGUGAAUCAGCCAAAGACAGUGUGAAGGACAAAGACAAAGAUGCCAGAAAGAAGAUUCCAAAGAUCUUCUUUGGAACACGCACACAUAAACAGAUAACUCAGAUUGCACAUGAGAUGAAACGCACAAUCUAUUCCGGCGUGCAGAUGACCAUCCUGUCCAGCAGAGAUCACACCUGUGUCAAUCCAGAUGUGUCGCCUCAAUUCAGCCGCAACGAGCAAUGCAAGGAUCUGCUGGAGGCCAAAAAUGGCCGGUCCUGCCGGUACUACCAUGGUGUUCAGAGGAUGCGGGACCAGCACACACUACAGCGGGCUCAUGGACUGAAUGAAGCAUGGGACAUUGAGGACCUGGUCUCUCUAGGGAAACGGCUCCACUCGUGCUCUUACUACGCUGCUCGUGAACUCAUGCAGGGGGCUUCCAUCAUCUUUUGUCCUUAUAACUACCUGCUGGACCCGAUGAUCAGGGAAAGUAUGGAGAUUGACCUGGCAGGCCAGAUCCUGGUUCUGGACGAGGCCCACAACAUUGAAGACUGUGCAAGGGAGAGCGCCAGCUACACUGUAGAUCACAACUCUCUGCAAAUGUCCAUAGAUGACCUGGAUGGCAUGGUCAAAUGUAACAUUAGAGGCUCCAAGCAUGAGAGUCUCAGAGACUUCUGCUAUGUUCUUCUGAACUGGAUGAAAGAGAGCCAAGCCUUGCUGUCUGAACGUGGAUAUGAGGUUGCCUGCAAAGUCUGGAAUGGAAAGGAUAUUCUGAGCAUCUUUCAUGACUUGGGCAUAACAGCUGACAGCGUCAAAAGGCUGGAGCAACACCUGUCAGGUGUGUUGGAGAAGGAGGAGCGUGUUGGUGUGGUCAAUGGUAAGGAGGACAUGGUAUUGGUCCCAACCAUAAACUCCUCUACCUCCGCUGUGCUCAAGAACCUCUUCAUGGUCCUGGAUUUUCUCUACAGGAACAACCGCCGGUUUGCUGAAGAUUACCGCAUAGCUUUGCAGAGGACCUAUGCCUGGACAAAUCAGGUCCCGCCUGAUGUCCCUGAUGCCCGUGGCUUUUUGGUCCGGGCGCGCCCUCGACAUCGCCAGAACGUGCGGGUCAAGAAAGAAGUCCUAACUCUGAGUUUCUGGUGCCUCAACCCAGCUGUGGCUUUCUCUGACUUGAGUGGGCUGGUGCACAGCAUUGUGCUGACAUCAGGAACUCUGUCACCCAUGGACUCGUUUUCCUCUGAACUGGAUGUGAAAUUUAGCAUUCAGCUGGAGGCCAACCAUGUGAUCAAGAAAUCUCAGGRUUGGGUGGGAACCGUUGGUGCGGGACCCCAUGGUCGAACUCUGUGUGCCACCUUCCAGCACACAGAAACGUUUGCCUUUCAGGAUGAGGUGGGUGCCUUGCUGCUCCACGUCUGUCAGGUCACAGCCAAGGGUGUGCUCUGUUUCCUGCCGUCCUAUAAGAUGUUGGACAAGCUGCGAGAUCGUUGGGUCAACACUGGCCUGUGGGAAAAGCUAGAACAUCAGAAAACUGUCAUCACAGAGCCUCGCGGGGGUGGCAAAGGAGAUUUCGAUGAGCUUCUGCAGAUAUACUACAACACUAUUAAAAACUGCACAGGGAUGGAUGGGGCACUGCUCAUGGCUGUGUGCAGGGGUAAGGUCAGUGAAGGCCUAGACUUUACAGAUGACAAUGCCAGAGCAGUGGUCACAAUUGGCAUUCCCUUUCCAAACAUCAAAGACCUCCAGGUGGAACUGAAGAUGAAGUACAACGACCAGCACUGCAGGUCCAGAGGGCUUCUUUCUGGCCAUCGCUGGUACGAGAUUCAGGCCUACCGAGCUCUCAACCAGGCCCUGGGCAGGUGCAUCCGCCACAGGAAUGACUGGGGUGCCUUAAUCCUUGUGGAUGACCGGUAUGGGAACAAUCCCAACAAGUACAUCACAGGUUUGUCCAAAUGGGUCCGUCAACUUGUCCAGCAUCACAGAACCUUCAGUAACGCCAUGCAGUCUCUGGUAGCAUUCUCUGAGAGGCAGCAGAAAGUGGAGGGGGCCUGUGCUGACACCCAGACCCUCGGCUCUGUUGGCUUAUUAACCAGGAGCCAAAGUCUGCCUGAAKGUCCAGAGUCAGGCAGCUCAUGUGACAAAACAGCUAAAGCCCAGCAGGACACAAGUACACAACUGAAAACUGACCAGGGUAAAGAAGCAGAACCAUUGGAGACGCUGCAGUUUGCUCCUGGUGAACGAGGAGCCGCCAAGCCUCUGUUUAGCAUCUUCACCUGCAGCCCCGUAAGCACCAACUUCAAGAAGCCAAUAUUUAAAGAAAAAACACCAAGUGAUUCCUGCCCGUCAGAGACAAUCCAAAUGUCCUCGCCAUCAGUGAAUCCUGAGCAGAGGACUGAAAACUGCUCCAGUGAAACCAGAGCAGACCCCACCACAACCCCCCUCAGCUGUGAGAGUGAAACACCCAAAUCUGAUGAUGAGGAUAAGACUAUUUUCUUUACUCCAGAGCUUUUUGAGGGUGAAGAAGAUGAAGGUAGCCCACAAAAAAAGAAUUCUGAGCCAACUCCCACCCCACCCCCGCCGUCAGCCUCCGCUGUGGAAAGACAGGAUUGUGUGUCACAAGAACCGAUCAAGGACAUGAGAGAACAGAAACAAAGUGAGGAAGGAGAGGGCUAUGAGACCCAAAGCAGACAGAGCAGCAGCAGAUCUCACAGGCUGUCCAGGUCCAGGAAGAGAGCCCCCCCCUCACUCAGACAGGUAACCACAAAACUCAGCAAUCAAACUAGACACAUGCAGUUAGAAUUUCUAUCAGGUUAAUAUUUGUGUUUAUUAUUAUUAUUUUGCCUUUUUUCAUGUGUCGAGCUGUGAAGUAAGAAUGUCACAACUGCCUCAGGCAAUUAGCUGACACCAUAAUACCCAACACAUUCAGCCAUCUCAGGUCAGCUUCUGAUGAAGUGUGACAGCUCAGCUUAUGAAAGCCUUUCUUAGUUUAAAAAAAAGCAUAACUAACAAACGACAAUAAAAUAUCUGCACAAACAAAUUUUUCUGCCUUCUAAUCAUUAGGUUCCAAAGCAGGAGCUCAUCUGUGRUCCACAGACAUUAUUUAUGUAAUCAGUUCAGUUUAAUGAUGUGUCUGUAGCUAACGGCUGACAACAUGCAUCACGCUUGAUUUAACCUAAAGAGGGGACUAUUUUACGUUUUAAUUUUCUUAUAAAUUGAUUUUGUUCUGUAAAUUCAAGUGAUGACGGCGGGUUCAUAUACUUUUGUCUCAAUACAUUGACAUUGAAAGACACAAUAAAAAUAAAACUUACAGUUUUGUUUAUGUUA